GUACCGUUGAUCACGUACUGUUUGAUGUCGCUGAUGCACCUGACGUUCAUUUGCUACGUGAUGUUAACGAAGGUGAUGGUAGAGUGGCAUAACUUUUCAGUGGUGCAGAAUGUUCUGGCAGGAGUCGAGUGGAUGUGGACUGUGUUUGAGCUGCUUUGCCUGAUGAGGAUAGUGAGCACUUUUGCCCGGACGCGGGAAGAGUCACUAAAAACGCAAAAGCUGCUGCUACGUCUGAACCUCAGCCCGAUGGAUCAUAAACUUAAGCAAAGCAUCGAGGUGUUUGCUCUUCAAACGUUACACCAACCGAUUGAAUUCACCGCCUGCCGUAUGUUCACUUUGGAUUACACGGUGUUGUUUUCGAUUGCGGCCGCCGUCACGAACUAUCUCAUCAUUCUGAUACAGUUUGAAAUGGCAAUAGAGCAGUAGUUUAGCUGUGCGUUGAGUGAGAUAUAUUCCUAAAAAUAGAGGAAAAUGCUCUUUAAAUAAUGUUUGCUUCAAUGACACAUCGAGAUAGAUACCUUUACCUGUAAAGAUACUGCUUCGGAGUUUCAUUUCAUUCGGACAAAGGACAACGCACACGCGCAUUCGU
Anopheles arabiensis is the source of this 589-nucleotide messenger RNA. RefSeq names its product gustatory receptor for sugar taste 43a-like. The coding region runs from base 25 to 426 and encodes 133 amino acids. Lineage: Eukaryota; Metazoa; Arthropoda; Insecta; Diptera; Culicidae. Gene Ontology annotation, cellular component: neuronal cell body; axon; membrane. The record is from RefSeq and is a predicted model, not a curated record. Gene Ontology annotation, biological process: sensory perception of taste. The transcript is spliced from 4 exons.